Molecule: messenger RNA, 1224 nt
Organism: Striga hermonthica
Lineage: Eukaryota; Viridiplantae; Streptophyta; Magnoliopsida; Lamiales; Orobanchaceae
Source: the annotation of a GenBank genome assembly
AUGGCGUUGAACAAGCGGAGGCUCGCGGGCCUCACUCAGCCCAUCGGGCUCAUCUCGAAAAAGCAGCUGGUCCCGUUGAUUCGUUCCCGGAAAGGCGAGGAUUUGAAGUGUCAAGACGGUGGCCGACUUCCCAAAAAAAGGGUUGCGAAAAAAUCGUGCGCCGCUCAUCAGUUCUACUGCUCCGAAAACCAGCCACGUCGCCGUUUCAAACUUGUCAAACUCAAACCGUUCGGUAUGGCGGGGAAGCUUAUGCGUGCUGUUCAGUACGAGGGUUAUGGCGGUGGAGCUGCUGGUUUGAAGCACGUUGAAGUUCCAGUUCCUAGACCUAGUAAGGGUGAGGUCCUGCUAAAGUUGGAAGCUACUAGCUUAAAUCCCAUUGAUUGGAAAACUCAGAAGGGCGUACUUCGUCCUUUUCUUCCUCGAAAGUUUCCGUUUAUACCUGCUACUGAUGUAGCUGGAGAAAUAGUGGAAGUUGGAGCUGGAGUCGAAAGUUUCAAACCUGGCGACAAAGUUGUAGCCAUGCUGAGUCAUACUACAGGGGGUGGCCUGUCUGAAUACGGAGUAGCCAAGGAAAACCAGACCGUACCAAGGCCCCCAGAAGUCCCCGCUCCCGACGCCGCGGGCCUCCCGAUCGCGGGCCUCACGGCCCACAUGGCCCUCACGCAGACCGCGGGGCUCAAACUCGACGGUACCGGGCCUCGGAAAAACAUCCUAGUCACCGCCGCCUCGGGUGGCGUGGGCCACUACGCCGUCCAGCUGGCGAAGCUCGGCAACGCGCAUGUCACCGCCACAUGUGGGGCCCGCAACCUCGACCUCGUCCGGAGCCUCGGGGCCGACGAGGUCCUCGACUACAAGACUCCGGAAGGUUCCGCCCUCCGGAGCCCUUCAGGUAAAAAGUACGACUUUGUGGUCCACUGCGCCUCGGCUUUCCCUUGGUCAGUUUUCGAGCCGAAUCUGAGCGAAAACGGGAAAGUGAUCGAUAUCACGCCGGGGCCUGCCGCCAUGUGGACUUUUGCGGUGAAGAAAAUCACUUUUUCAAAAAAGCAGCUCGUCCCGUUGCUUCUUUUCCCGAAAGGCGAGGAUUUGAAGCGACUGGUCGAGUUGGUGAAAGAAGGAAAGGUUAAGACGGUGAUCGACUCGAAGUUCCCUUUGAGUAAGGCCGAGGAUGCGUGGGCUAAGAGCAUCGACGGGCAUGCCACCGGGAAGAUAAUCGUGGAGCCAUAG